Caenorhabditis bovis is the source of this 402-nucleotide messenger RNA. The record is from the annotation of a GenBank genome assembly. Lineage: Eukaryota; Metazoa; Nematoda; Chromadorea; Rhabditida; Rhabditidae.
AUGAACUUCAACCCGGAAUACGAGAACAUCGCUCAGGCCUUCAUUUCUCAUUAUUAUAUGCAAUUCGAUCAAGGAGAUGGAGUCGCUAGAGGACGGGCUCUUGCUGACCUUUAUGAUCCGGAGAACUCUUACAUGACAUUUGAGGGUCAUCAAUGCAAAGGGCGGGAACAGAUUCUGCAGAAGAUCUCGGCUCUUCCAUUCAAACAAAUUCAACGUGCCAUCACGAAGGUUGAUUCUCAGCCACUUUAUGAUGGAUCAAUUCUUGUAAUGGUUCUCGGACAACUCAAGACUGACGAGGAUCCAGUGAAUCCGUUCUCGCAGGUCUUCAUUCUUCGCCCGAAUCCAGCUGGAAGCUUCUUCAUCGGAAACGAGACAUUCCGACUCGAUUUGCACAACAAUUAG